AUGUACAUUUUCGAAACUACCACCGCUACUCCGGGCGCCACUACCCUAAGGUGGUUUGGCAAGGAGCCCGGGGACUACUACUAUUACGAGGGUGGUCCGGACGUUAAUUGGAAAACCCGUCCCGAUUAUUUCUUCAAUCAAGAUACAGAGACAGCAGUGAUAACGAAGUCCGAGGUGGUGGAUCAUGCUGUGUCGUUUGUUGGUUUAUUUUUAAAUCUGUUUCAUUUUAUCGUUUUGAUUAGAAAAGAAUUAAGAACAAGUGUCGUGUUUAUAAUUAUCCUUGGAAUAUGCUUCUGUGAUAUUCUAGUAUUCUUAUCAAGCAUCACUCAAAGAUACUUUAGCAAUAGUGAAGAACGAGGAAUGUACGGUGGUUACUGUGGAACUGAUAAACAGUAUUGGAUGGUUUUUCUGGAGACGUUAUCUAGAGCGAUUCAGAAGUUUGGGAGACUCUCUUCAACUUUGUUGGCUUUUCUGGUUGCGUUGAUUCGAGCGGUUACUGUAGUUUUUCCGAUGAGUUCUAUAGUGGAUCGAUUGAUGAAAGUGAGAACUGGAAUAUUUAUUGUGUUGAUUUCACUGGCUCUGUGUGGAGCUCGAUAUGUACAAUAUUAUUGGGAGUAUAGUAUUUUCAAGGCUGGCACGUUUGCAUCGUGA
Molecule: messenger RNA, 651 nt
Organism: Caenorhabditis remanei
Lineage: Eukaryota; Metazoa; Nematoda; Chromadorea; Rhabditida; Rhabditidae
Exons: 1
Coding region: 1-651 (216 amino acids)
Cellular component (GO): membrane
Molecular function (GO): G protein-coupled peptide receptor activity
Source: RefSeq, a predicted model, not a curated record